Jatropha curcas is the source of this 3222-nucleotide messenger RNA. The record is from RefSeq and is a predicted model, not a curated record. NCBI's taxonomy places the organism in Eukaryota, Viridiplantae, Streptophyta, Magnoliopsida, Malpighiales, Euphorbiaceae.
GAAGAAGAAGAAGAAGUAGAAGAAGGAGAAGAAGAAGAAGGGGAGAAGAAGAAGAAGGCAGGAGUGACUUUAAAGAAGAAGAAGACUCUAUAUCUCCUAGUGUGUCUGAGGAAGAAGAUUUUUGUGAAGAAGGAACUGGUAAUGAAUUCUCAAGAAGUCAUGUAAUAGAAAGCAAACUGCGAGAGACUAGCACAGGUAGCAUUGUGGACAAUAAUGAAGAUGCUGAAUCAGAGGAUGAUGUAGAGGAAUCUGACACAGAUCAAGAGCAAAACUUGGGUGUCGAUGCCCAAACUAUUGCCAAGGCAUCAUUGUCUACAAGUUCUUUUCAUGAACACUUGAGCUACAAGUUAUCAGAAGAAGAGGUUGAUAACCUAUCAAACAAAAAAUGGGAAUACAAAUGGGAUGUGCCUGCAUGUGACAUGCCAAAUUGCAAGUGGGAAGGGACAGGGAAGUGUUUUCUAAAGGAUGAUAAUACCACACCUAGUUAUGGUCUCAAGCAAAGAUUGUAUAAGCACUGGCUGGAUGCUUACAAGACAUCUGGAGGCAAUGAUUUUCAUUCAUCAAAGCAGAGAUUUUUCUUUUCUCUUUGUAACAGUUACAGGGAUAUACUGCAUUCCAAUAAGAAACCAUUUUAUCUCAAAGGCCAUCAAGAAGACUCAAGUAUCUUGGAUGCUUAUAUUAUGCAUUCUUUGAAUCACAUAUUCAGGACUAGAGAUCUUAUAAAAAAGAAUGAUUCGAAAGUGGCCAAACAUCAAGAGGGUGCUGAUGAUAAAUUACUGACUGUUGAUGGUCUCCGUGAUCGUGGGUUUACUCGUCCAAAGGUUUUGAUCCUUUUGCCAUUCAGGAGUAUAGCACAUCGGGUUGUUAGGAGGCUAAUACAACUAACACCUCAAAGUUACAAGGUCAUUGUGGAGCAUGCUGAUCGUUUCCAUAAUGAGUUUGGACCACAAGAUGAUGACAAUGUGGAUCAUGAUGAGUCCAUGCAAAAUGGUGGAAAUUCAAAACCUAUGAAGUCUUCAAAACCGGCUGACCAUCAAGCUCUUUAUGGUGGAAAUUCUGAUGAUGACUUCAUGAUUGGCAUCAAGUUUACAAGGGGGAGCAUAAAGCUAUACAGUGAUUUCUACUCCUCCGACAUGAUUGUUGCCUCUCCUCUCAACUUGAAUGCGAGAAUUGAAAGUGCUAUUGACAAGAACACAGACUUUGAUUAUCUUUCUUCUAUAGAGGUUCUUGUAAUUGAUCAUGCAGAUGUAAUAUCAAUGCAGAAUUGGAACUUUCUCUCUAACAUUCUUCAAGAAUUGAACCAAAUACCUUCUAAGCAACAUGGGACUGAUAUCAUGCGCAUACGAAACUGGUAUCUGGAUGGAAAUGCAAGAUUUUAUCGUCAAACAAUUAUUUUGGGUCAUUAUGUAAACCCAGACAUUAAUGCUUCAUUCAAUCACCAAUGUCUUAACUACCAAGGGAAGGUAAAGUUGGUGUCCGAGUAUAAAGGUGUUCUUUUAAAAGUCUUGGUCCAAGCACGACAGGUUUAUGAGCGAUAUGAUGCAAAGUCAAUGCCGGAUGCAGAUGAUGCUCGUCUUGAAUAUUUCAUUAAGAAGGUGUUUCCAAAGAUUAAAGAUUCUACCCAGGGAGGAAUCAUGCUAUUUAUCAGUUCUUACUUUGAAUAUGUUAGACUCCGCAACUAUUUGAAGUCACAGAAUGCAUCUUUUUGUGCAAUUGCAGACUACACUAAACCGGAGGAUAUAUCUCGUGCACGAGUUUGGUUUUUUGAAGGAAAGAAGAAGAUUUUGCUUUAUACUGAGAGAAGGCAUUUCAGCUCCAGAUAUAAGAUUCGCGGCAUUCAAAGUUUGAUAAUCUAUUCUCUUCCCGAGAGAAAGGAGUUCUACCCUGAGGUGGUUAACAUGCUUGAAGGGGCCCAAAACAUGACAUGCACUGUGCUUUUUUCUCAAUUCGAUCUGCUUCGGAGCAAACACCUAUGUUCGAUAGGAGAAUACAUUUACGCAAGCAAUAAUCAUUGGUAUUAAAUCUUAAAACCUUUACAAUACCAAUCCUCAUAAAACCUCAAGAAUACCAUACCUUUCAUAAGCACUUGUAUUAUCACAAGCUUAAAUGUUAAAGCUUCUACAAAUAACUUCCAGUUUUUGAGUUAACCUCAUUCCUUUUCAUUCAGGAUAGUAAAAACUAAAAUUAAUGUCUCUAGCUUGGAUCAAUUUUCCCUAAAUUAAAAGAUUUACCUAAUCCACCCAGCGUAGGCAACUUUUCUCAGUAUAUUUUGCUACCAAUUGUAUACUGCUAUAUUUUCGUGCGUCAUUCAUUCCAUAUUUCAGGUCAAACAGAUAUGGAUCAGUAUUUCACAUGUGUGUGAUACAACGAUUUUGCUUAGAAUCAUAAUUAGUAAAAAGCUCAAUAUUGCGAGCCUUUAGAUAUAUGAUUGUUCUAGAUGUGAUAGAUCCAGCAGUUGUUUUGCAAAAAUGUGAGUUACAGAAAUUACCGAGCUGUGUAGAAAAAAGUUUUAACUUUUGCUGGUAUAACUUUAUUCUAAUUGAUGUGUGUGCACCUGCAUGUGUACCAGUGACUAAUUAUGAUGGAGAAUAAACCAGAGCUUAUGUUCUUCAGUAAGAAAUUAAGAAACAUGCCAUUAGAGACUGUUCAAUAAAAUCUUGAAAAAAUUUGUAUUCAUUACCACUUCAAGCAUUUAGGAACAGAGGUAGUAUUAGAGAACCAUGAAACCUGACAUUUAAAGAUUUUCUUGUUGAAACAAGUUCCACAUUUUGUAGAAUUGCUUUACGAGUCUAUAUUUUCAAAACUAGUGCUUGUAAAUAAAAAUGCGCUUAAAAUUUUUUUCCUUCUUGUUUCUAUCGAAUUGGUUGUCUGAAUCAAAUUCUACUGGAAUAAAUAAAAUUUGCCAAUGGAACUCCAAACUUAGAAAGGAUAUAAGCCACUAAAGUUAAAGGUUCUAGAUACAAGCUAAUAAAGAUAUAUAUUUAAAAUGAAUUCAAUGAUAGAUUUACAUACGUUAACUUAUUUGCAAAUGAAUUUUUUUAAUGAAAUUCAUGUGAAAGAAAAUAUAUUCCACAGAUUUAUUUCAAACGCUAUCUGAGUGUUUGACUCUCUCUGCCUGCCAUUUCCUCAAGUUCUUAGACUGUGACAUCGGUGAACUCGUCAUUUAUUCAUUUUUGCUUCUCUCUCUGAUUCAUUGCAUUUAAUAUAUUUGUUUAUUAUGCU